Molecule: messenger RNA, 978 nt
Organism: Pogoniulus pusillus (Red-fronted tinkerbird)
Lineage: Eukaryota; Metazoa; Chordata; Aves; Piciformes; Lybiidae
Product: adenine phosphoribosyltransferase-like
Exons: 6
Coding region: 112-699 (195 amino acids)
Molecular function (GO): adenine phosphoribosyltransferase activity
Source: RefSeq, a predicted model, not a curated record
CAGUGUUGCAGGGACUGUUCCUGCUCAGCUGUUGCUGUCUGUGACGCUCCCCGUGACCACCCUGCUCAGCUUAGCCUUGCCACCAGUACCCAGUGCCUGCAGUCUUCACACAUGGACCUGUGCCACACCCCCACUGCCCAAGAGAAAGGCUGGUACCUGGCACUGAUGGCCCCCAAUGUCAAGGGUUCCAAAUAUGCUUGGCUGGACCCCUCCCGGCUCUACUGCCACCCGCAAGGCUUGCAGGACUGCCUGUCUGACCUGCUGCAGCCAUUCCAGGGAGACCCCAUUGACAUGGUGGCAGGAAUCGAUGCCAUGGGCUUCAUCCUGGGUGCUGCUGCCGCUGCCAGACUACAGAAAGGCUUCCUGGCCAUCCGCAAAGCUGGGCACCUCUGCGUGCAGACACGGACACAGCCUUACACUGACUACUCUGGUCGAGAGAAGGUGAUGGAGGUCCGCACUGACACCAUCUCACCAGGUCUGCGCAUCCUCCUCGUGGACCAGUGGGUUGAAACGGGGGGCACCAUGCGAGCAGCCAUCCAGCUGGUGGAGCAGCUUGGGGGAGUUGUGGCAGGUGUCGCUGCCAUCUGCAUUGAGGACAGUGAGGGUGGGCGGUGGAUCCAGGAGCACUACAAGUGUGCCCACUGUGUCCCCCCACACCUGCAGUCCCACUUCAACCGCCACCAGCUUGGCUGGGACUGAUGGGGGCACUGACAUCUCACAUGUUCCCUACCUCCCCUCCACAUGGCACAGGACUGCUGGCUCUUCACGGCAGGGAUGUCUGGGACAUGGACCUCCUGGAUUGGCUUCCACCAUACCCAAGAUGAAAGCAGCCAUCCUCCCCUGGCUGCAUCCUCCCACCUGCCCACAAGCAGGGAGGUGGAGCCCAGGGGCAGAGGGAGCUGCAGCCAGCCUCAGUCCCAGUCCCCAGCCUCACACAUUUCUUAAAAAGCAUUAAAAAAAAGGUUUUAUUAAGACAAA